Symbiodinium sp. CCMP2456 is the source of this 177-nucleotide messenger RNA. Lineage: Eukaryota; Dinophyceae; Suessiales; Symbiodiniaceae. The record is from the annotation of a GenBank genome assembly.
AUGCACAGGCGCCUGCCCUGCCGGGUCGCCGGCGUCCUGCACCAGGGCGUCCGGCGCAUGACCGCUGCACCCUCACUGGAAGCAGCUCACCGUGACAUCGCGGAGAAGGGUUAUACCGUCUCGCGCCUGGGCGCAGCCGCAAGCGUCCGAGACAUGGAGAAGGUGGGCAGCAGGUGA